AAACUGUGCUGUGUCCGAAUAGGGCAAGUAGUCCACCAUUUUCUAGAACCGAUACCAGUUAGACCCACAUGCCAAGCCUCCGACGCUCUCCGCAAUCGGAAGCUUUCUAGCCGAAGCGUUGAGCCUGACACUAAUCCAGCGGACCAUGGAUUGUCCCGAAUGCCUCAUUUCGUGCUUGACGGAUUUCCCGUCCUCAUAUUUGACGGCAACCAACAAACCAGCAAACCAUUUCCCCACUCUCUCUGUCUUCCUCCCUUCCCUAUUAUCACGGAAACCAUCAAUUCCGCCGUGGCUCCACCUGUCCUCCACUGCUCUUUCUUUUGCAGUCGACCAGAAGCUCGAAAUCCGAUCAAACACUGGACAAGGUAGCAGGUAGCCCUGAACCCGUAAUACAAUCGCUGCCCUAUUCCCCAUUCCGACGGGAUGCCUUGCUGACACGCUCGCUUCGUUAGAUUUUUGACCCGGAGCUGUAGCGAAUAACUACAGUUGUUCCCUGCACAUUCCUUCAUUUCCCCCCUGGUUCAUUGUUUGUACUGUUACGGAGAUUCAACGCGCAACCCCGAUAGCCACAAUCAUGACCGACGUUGCUACUGCUGUUCCUAGCGUUGUUCCCGAAUCGGAGAAGCCCUCUUCUCCAACAAUCACCCAAGUAGACCCCACACCUGCUGCAUUAUCGCCCGCGUCGGUGCACCCCGACCCCGCCAUUAUCGCACAGGAGCAACAGACCGGAAAGAAAUUCGGCUUGUUCACCGAGGCGCUCCCCGAAUCGAAGCCCGAACCAGAGGUUCCCCUGAAGCCGGAUCAACAGGAGAAAUAUGCGGGAAUCCUCGCUUGGGCGCAAGCCCUCGGUCCAAUUCCUGUAUCGUCUGAGAAGGGAGCUGCUGCCAGGGAGAUGGAUGAUGAAGAGAAGAUGUGGUUGACCAGGGAGUGCUUCUUGCGCUAUCUGCGUGCCACAAAGUGGAAUACCGCCGACGUGAAGAGGCGUUUGGAGGCCACCCUUGUCUGGAGGCGGGAGUACGGGGUUCUCGAUCACACGCCCGAGUACAUUGAGAUUGAGAACCAGACCGGCAAGCAGUACGUUCUUGGCUUUGAUAGGAAUGGACGCCCAUGCCUCUAUCUUAAUCCCGCUAAGCAGAAUACCGAGAAGGGUCCGAGGCAGAUUCAACAUUUGGUAUUUAUGCUUGAGAGAGUGGUAGACCUAAUGGGGCCUGGACAGGAUACCUUGGCAUUGCUGGUGGAUUUUGCAGCCUCGACUACUAGUAGUAAUCCGAGCAUUGCUCAAAGCCGGCAGGUAUUGAACAUCCUCCAAGGACAUUAUCCCGAGAGGCUGGGGAGAUCAUUGGUUACCAAUCGUGAGUCAUCUUUGCUAUUAUAAUAGGUUACGAUUCCACUUUUGACUGAUGGGUAUUCAAUUUCAGUUCCGUGGUUUGUUCAUGGCUUCUUUAAGAUCAUAAAUCCGUUUAUAGACCCCCUGGUGAUAUCUCCUUGCUGCAUUUCACAUCGCCCAAGUGCUGACAUCCCUCCAUAGACCCGAGCCAAGCUCAAGUUCAACGAAGACAUGACUCUGCAUGUUCCCGCCGGUCAACUUGACAAGAAGUUUGGCGGAGAGUGCGACUUCGAGUACGACCAUUCAAUCUGGUGGCCCGAGUUCAUUCGCAUCACUGGGGAACGCAGAGCACUCUAUACCGCCCGAUGGAAGGAGCUGGGCUCCAAGAUUGGGGCAAGCGAGUUGGAACUCAAGGGUGGUAGUUUGCAGGAUCCAAUCGCAGAGGCCUCUGCGGCGGUCGAGAAGCUGGAGGUGAAUUAGACUCCGAAUUUGUUUUACUAUAGAGUUGGAUAUGAUGGUCUUUUACUCCUUAGCAAUUCCCUGGCACUUUGCACUUUUCCCCUCUUCCCCACAGUAUGAUACCUAACUGUCAAACCAUUGUUUGGGAGGCGAAUGCUGUGUGCUAUAAAUUACGGAUUGUAAUAUUUUUUUUUCUUCACAUUUUUCGGAGCCGCGUUCGUUCGUUCGUGAUCGGUUGAUAAAAAAACGUGUUUACUUGUGUAUUUAGAUGAGAAAAAAAAAAAUAGUGUUAUUAC
Tuber aestivum (summer truffle) is the source of this 2082-nucleotide messenger RNA. The record is from the annotation of a GenBank genome assembly. NCBI's taxonomy places the organism in Eukaryota, Fungi, Ascomycota, Pezizomycetes, Pezizales, Tuberaceae.